GUAUUAGUCGUGUGUGUGAAAUGGAGACUCUCUGUUCUCCAUUCACCUCUGCGUUGGCGUUCCCAUCUUUGUCUAAACGUCGCAUCAGAGCCUCUCUCGCCGUUGAGCAACACACUCACCAAACUAAGGUUGCACUCCUCAGAAUUGGAACCAGAGGAAGUCCACUAGCUCUGACUCAGGCAUACGAGACCAGAGACAAACUCAUUGCAUCACAUCCAGAGCUAGCGGAAGAAGGGGCUAUUCAGAUUGUAAUAAUAAAAACAACCGGUGACAAUAUACUAUCACAACCGCUUGCAGACAUCGGUGGGAAGGGCUUGUUCACCAAAGAAAUUGAUGAGGCACUCAUAAACUGUGACAUUGACAUUGCUGUCCACUCAAUGAAAGAUGUUCCUACUUACUUACCUGAUAAAACAAUUCUACCAUGUAAUCUUCCACGUGAGGAUGUUAGAGAUGCAUUUAUAUCCUUGAGUGCAACUUCACUGGCUGAUCUACCCUCUGGAAAUGUUGUUGGUACUGCUUCACUCAGGCGAAAGUCACAGAUACUCCACAGAUAUCCAUCUCUAAAUGUGGAGGAAAAUUUCCGUGGAAAUGUGCAAACAAGGCUAAGGAAACUCAGUGACGGCAUUGUCCAAGCUACCUUAUUGGCAUUAGCUGGACUCAAACGAUUAAAUAUGACAGAAAAUGUGACUUCAAUCCUAUCCAUUGAUGAUAUGCUUCCAGCUGUUGCCCAAGGUGCAAUUGGAAUAGCCUGUAGAAGUAAUGAUAAUAAAAUGGCAGAAUACAUUGCCUCACUGAAUCAUGAAGAAACAAGACUAGCAGUUUCCUGUGAAAGAGCCUUCCUUGAAACUCUGGAUGGAUCUUGCCGCACUCCUAUUGCAGGGUAUGCUUACAGAAACGAGGAUGGCAAUUGCUUGUUUAGAGGAUUAGUUGCUUCCCCUGAUGGAACAUGUGUUCUUGAAACUUCCAGAAUUGGUCCAUAUGCUGUUGAAGAUAUGAUGAAGAUGGGUAAAGAUGCUGGGGAGGAGCUUCUUUCUCGAGCUGGACCUGGCUUUUUCAGUAGUUGACAGCCUACAUUAAAGGGCCAACACCUGAUCAGAGUACGUAGGUAUGAGAGGUUGCAUGAUCAGCUUAUAUAGGUAACUGCAUCCCAAGUUUGUCUAUUCCUUAACAGUGUUGUAAAGACUAAAACAUUUAGCAUGGUCAAAAUGUUGUAUCUUAAGGUGAUUAGAAAGCCAAAUUUUAUAGUGUAGAUUAUUCCCGCAACAGUGUAAUAUGGGCGUUUGGUUGAAUGACUGUUUCUUUACAUGGGGGUGUUUGUUUUCAUGUUUGGUGGUACAAGUUUUCAAAAACCAUUUACAUCUAAAUUUAAUUUCCAACUUUUUAAGG
Abrus precatorius (Indian licorice) is the source of this 1386-nucleotide messenger RNA. Its product is annotated as porphobilinogen deaminase, chloroplastic-like. The coding region runs from base 21 to 1064 and encodes 347 amino acids. The record is from RefSeq and is a predicted model, not a curated record. The transcript is spliced from 5 exons. NCBI's taxonomy places the organism in Eukaryota, Viridiplantae, Streptophyta, Magnoliopsida, Fabales, Fabaceae. Gene Ontology annotation, molecular function: hydroxymethylbilane synthase activity. Gene Ontology annotation, cellular component: cytoplasm. Gene Ontology annotation, biological process: heme biosynthetic process.